AUGUUUACCUUUUACGUCGCCUCUCUCUUGAAAACGUGCCCGCUUGCUGCUGCUGUACUUGUGCACACCCCAAACUGUAUUAUUCAGGAUCGUCAAAACCUAACCUCUUCUCUUGAAAACGUUCGCGCCUGCUGCUGCUUCUGUACUUGGUGCCACACAUUAUGCAACCUUGAUUCCUUCAGGAUCGGCCCUGCAGGCGUCAGCUCCGGGGUGUCCCUGCGAUCCCUUCCCCCGGCCCGCCUGGAAGACCUGACGAAGAUCUGCCAGCACUAUGAGGAGAAGUGCAGCGGCGUCUACGCCAGCGACUCCGCGGCUGCCAGGUACCUGUUUCAGCUCUCCCGCGAGGUGCAGCAGGUAGCGGCCGCCUUGGAGCAGGACAGGUCCAGUCAGACUCUCGGCAACCUUCAAGCGGAACAGCUCCUCGAGGAAUGGAACGAGUCCUUCGGGCCUGACGCCCCCCUGCUGAGAGAUGCCGCCUCCCUGGGAGUUCCGCUUUCGGCGGGAGUCGUGGGAUCGGAGACUGGGGACGGAGGGGCGGGAGAGACAAAGGGAGACAAUGACGCCAGCAGCGACGGCAACACAGGCGGAGGAGGAGCGGGGGGAGACGCGGAGGGGCUGAGGGGGGGGGUGUCCCCGGGAAAGGUGGCGGAGGCGCUGCGGCAGCUGGCCAAGCGUGCCGAGGAUGCGGAGAGGGGAUCAGACGAGGCGACGAAAGACCGAGCCUCUUCGGUUGCAGGGCUGCGGGGUGCUCUGGAUGCUCACGUGGCCGUAUCAGCGGAGAGCAGUGCGGCGGAUAGACACAUGCACCAGCAGGAGCGUGCUGCGCUUGUAGACCAGCAGGAGAAGUUCGUGCGAGACCUUCGGGAGCAGCACGACCAGACCAUCCAGCAGAUCCUUAUGGAGAAGGACGUUGAAAACAGCAAGUGCACGGAGUCCUUCAAGAAGCAGCUCAACGAGGUGCAGCUAGAGCUGCUCAACAACAGGCAGCACAUGAUCAACACAGAGGCGCAGUGGCGCAAGCGUCUGGAGGAGCAGGAGCAGCGGGAGAGCGGCGAGAUGAUGAGGAUGAGAGAGGCGUUUCAAGACGAGCUCGCUAGCGUCAAGAGCGACCUCUCCACGGCCCACGCGGCCAUGGGCGGCCUGGGCGCCAUGGGCAUGGCCGACGGCCGACGGGGGGGCGCCGUGGGUACGGUGACGGGAGGAGGGGGUGGGGGUGCGGGCAUGCCCCCCGGGCUAGACGGGGUCGACAGCAGCGACAGCGCUGACCACAAGGUGAGAUCGCUGUCGCUUCUGGUGGAGGAGGCGAAGAAGGAGAGCCGAUGGCUUCGGGAGCGCAACCAGGAGCUGGAGAGGGUGGUAGAGGCGCUUCGGAAGACCAUCAUGCGCCAGGCGGAGCUGUCCAGCCAGAGGCAGGACCAGCAAGGGACAGGCCCGGGUCAACGACCUCCGUCCCACGCGUUCAGGGGUGGUCGCCAGCAGUUCCAAGAACACCCUUCGUCGUUCGGAACUACCGCAGGGUUUCCGGCGGGCAGGCGGCCCGGGGAGUCUCGACUGGGCGGUCGGCGGCUGCCGCGGCGGCGGGUAUCAGCCGCGGGGGCAUGA
Messenger RNA from Ectocarpus siliculosus, 1602 nucleotides. The record is from the annotation of a GenBank genome assembly. Lineage: Eukaryota; Phaeophyceae; Ectocarpales; Ectocarpaceae.